AUGGACCUUAUCACGGGGUAUUUCAGACACACAAGAAAAACGAAAUGCAGAUGUGAAAGCUCGAUCACUUUAGUGUAUAUUUCUGAAAUAUCUGAUCCAAAUAUGCCUGAUGAGUACUUCGUAUGCGAUGAGUAUGGGUGUGUGCCCAUACUUACCUGUGUUAAAGACAAUAAGAUUUUCGAUGGAUGCCUGAAGUACAAGCUAGGGAGCAAAAAUAAAUGCUUUGAGCUUUCUGUGCAGCAAUGCAGCGAUGCGGGCAUUUUGAUAAACGGAAGAUGUCUCUAUGUGCAUUCCAAAGACUCAGGCACGCCUACACGGCAUUUGAUAUUUUCAAAAGGAACACUGAACGAUAAUCACAAUCCAUCAUGUCUGGAAACAGCAGAAAAUGAGGAAUCGAGAUAUUGCAGCAGUGCUAAUGAUAUUUGCGAAGAAUAUCAAAAGUGUUGUUCUACAGGGCAUGCACUUAUAGUAGCUUCGUUUCUGAAGUCAAUAGUACCUGAGUGCCAUACAAGAUUCUCACAUUUUUGCAUUUCGAAUGUUGAGCCAGUGUAUGGGCAGGUGUUGUCUUGCUAUAUCAGUGGAGUGAUUGUUCAUCACACUAUAACUUCAUCAGUAUUCUUAAAUUUCAACGAGCUAUUUUCGAAGCAGCAGUUUUUUACAAAGCUCGAUUGCAUUCCAUACUUUCCACACACGAACUUCAUCAUAAGUAGCGAUUGGAAGCAAGUAUACGAGUCGAGGGAGUACGUGUUUGCAUACAACUAUCCAUUUAAGUUUCUUCGGAAGGUAUUGGGACUAAUUUUGCUGGAAGAGAGGAUUGUGUUUUAUUCGGCACAGGACUCAUCUCUGAAAGUAAUGCAGAUUCUGGAUCUUGUAAGGCCAUUCAAAUGGCAUCAUAUUGUGUGCAUUCCACUUCUUGAUGAGAUGUGCGAGAUUCUUGAAAGCCCCUUGCCAUUUAUUGUAUGCACAAAGAGCAGGAUCGAAAUAAAAGGUGUUAUGCUCGUUGACUUGGACAGCCUAACAAUUCAUGGGGGUAAACGAAGUAGUAUUCCACUAAGAGAGAGCAAAGAAAGCAUUGCUAAGAAAAACAGCACUGAGGGCAUAAAGAGUUGUAUCAGGUCGAUCGUCACCGAAGUGACUUUUUGGAGGGAGUAUCUGAUUAAAAGGCAUGGAAGCGAGAUUUUGGAGCUGAUUGUGGACGAUCCUUCUGCAUUUAUUGGCAAAAAGCACGGGUUCUACUGCGAUUUUUUCAAGACACGAAUGUUUUUGAUGUUUUUUACAAGGAUGCAGUCGCAUUUAUGUAGAUAUUUGGUAGAGAUUGGAAGAGAAAGGUCGGUGACUCUGCUUCCAUAUGCUGUCUUGUGCCAAGAAGCAAAGCCAACGAUUAUGAAUCUUUGGAUUGAGUUGUUCGAUGGUGAUAUGAACCCUGUGAUAGAUUACCUUUUAUGCAAAAACAUGCUUCAAGAAGUAGCAGGCGCUGUUUUAAAGAGACUGAGUCACGCAAAGAACCAUGAUGGAAUAAGAAAGGUUAUUUCGCAUCUUAAUGAUCCAAAGCACGAUGUCUUUAUGAACAUCAACACUGUUUCUGAGAUGCCAUGCAUAGACUUUGGAGAUCUCUACUUCUACAAGGUAUUUCAUCUGAAAGCAUGUGAAUGCAGAGCCUUUGAGUUUGAUGAUGGCAAUCCAGAACCAAAUUCCAAUGGGUAUGAUAGAAAGAAAAUACAAUCAGAAAUACGAAAUAUAAUAACAAGCAUAGAUCAAGAUGCUUUUGACGAAAGUAUAGCAAAAUGCAAGGGCUGCACAGCCAAAAGAUCCAUGAUUCUUGUAUGUGGCCCUGACAAAUAUGUAUAUUUUUGCUUCUUGCUUGCACCUGAAAACAUAAUUCCUAUGCUGAAGUAUUUUGGAUGCUGUAGUGCAUUUGAGAAAGCGCCACAGGCAUACUGGAGCACGGUGGUUUACUUUAUGUAUUUCAAUCUUCCAUUGAAGGGAGGACUUGCAGGCAAGAAAGUUGAUGUUAUGAUGAAAGAGAAAGAGCUCCCCGAGCUUGGCCUUCGACUAGAUGGCAGACCUUUGCUAUACAUCAACCCAUAG
Molecule: messenger RNA, 2088 nt
Organism: Ordospora pajunii
Lineage: Eukaryota; Fungi; Microsporidia; Ordosporidae
Exons: 1
Coding region: 1-2088 (695 amino acids)
Source: RefSeq, a predicted model, not a curated record